Centruroides sculpturatus (bark scorpion) is the source of this 2370-nucleotide messenger RNA. RefSeq names its product nucleoporin GLE1-like. The transcript is spliced from 12 exons. NCBI's taxonomy places the organism in Eukaryota, Metazoa, Arthropoda, Arachnida, Scorpiones, Buthidae. Bases 180 to 2078 code for a protein of 632 amino acids. The record is from RefSeq and is a predicted model, not a curated record.
UUAGGCGGUUUGUUAUGAUGCUAACGAGUGAGAACGUGGAAACUGAGUCGGAUUUCGAUGCUUCUUUAUUGUUUGAAGUCAGUUAUUUAGUCAAAUAUAUUAAGUAGCGGUGAUUAAUUAGUUUUCUAUACGUUACAAAGACGUUACUGCUUAAUACGAGUUCAAAUUUUAUUUGACUGAUGAGACGUAAAAAUGAAUUAAAGGCUAAUAAUAAUAAAAAAGUUUGUCAGUUAACAAACUGGACUAUUGUACUACUGAGAGAGGGAGAUGUAGCUAUACAAGGAUUGCAUUGGCCUAAAAGUAAUGGAUCUACUUGGCAAAGCACAGCUGUUACUUCAAGAACAACUAACAAAACACUUGAAACUACAAACAGAAUUUAUAAAUUAAAAGGUCAACUAAAUAAACAGUUAGCUUUAAGCAAAGGUAUUCCUCCAAAAAUAAUAGAUGCAUUUUGUGAUGGAUUUCCAACCAAUUGGAAUGUUCUUAUUAAAAAUUUUUGGAAUGUUUAUACUACUACAAAGAUUGACCCAAAAGAUUAUGACCCUUCUCAGCAUACACAAAAUGACCAAAAUUACAAACCGUUAAACACUAAAGAAACUAAGAAGAAAAUUCAAAAACAAAAUACACAAAAUAAGAAAUGUGAAGUAGAUGUAUUAGUGACUAGUUUCUUAUCAAAUUCAAGAAGUUUGUCUAUUUAUUGUCCUCCAGAAACACAAUCAAAAAAAAAUGUUACCAGAAAGAAUAUGAAGCAACCAGCAGCAGAAUCUGCUUUAAAAGUUAAAAGUAACUUAAAUAUUAUAACAGAACAAGAAAAUGUAAAAAAGAAUAUAAAUUCAGAAAAUCAGACCCCAUCAGUCAAAGAUGAUAUCUUUUUAAAGCCAAAAGAUCCUGUUUCAAAAAAACUAAAUGGUAAAGGAAAAAUGACUACAUCUGAAUCAAUGAAUUUAAAAGAAAAUGUUUCUUCAAAAAUGCAAUUAAGAAAUAGAAAACCUGCAAAAGACAACACUGUACAGUCCAUUAAUGAAGAGAAAGUCCAAAAAGAAAUAGAGAAAAAAGAAUCAUCCAGAGUAAAGAAACAAAACAAAAAACCAACAACAGUUAGUAAUGUUCAGUCUACUGUUUCUCGUGAACAGAAAAUAGAAAAUGUUGCUGAUAAAAAACAAAAUACAGAUUGUGUUCAAGCUUAUCCAAAGAGAAGAGUAUUAAGGAAUCGUACACAAAUGCCUAAUUAUUGUGAAUUAAAUGAUAAAGAAUUUAAUAAAAGAAUAAGAGUGCAGAGUUCUAAUAAAAUAAUAAAUAAUAACCAGAAUUCAGAAAGAACACAAGAGAAAGCUAAAGAAAUAAAAUCCAAAGAAAAUGAAAAAGCAACAAAGAAUGUUCGAGGAAAAAAACUUAAAACUAAUAAAACUAAAGAUGUCAAUACUAUAACUGAUCCACAAAAUAUCAUAAUAGAAAAUAACUUAUCUAAUAAAUCAGCAGAAAACCAUAAAAAAGAAAUUAAAUCAUCAAAAUUAACUAAAACGAAAACUGCUGUUAAAAAGACAAACAAAUGUGAUGAAAAUAAUAUUCAAAAUGAAUGUAAUAAUGAAGAGCAAACUGAUAAACCUCUUGAAAAACUAACAGCUAAAAAGGGAACCAAGAAGCGUAAACAGCAAUUGAUAAAUUUAAUGGAACAGAUAAAUGAGGGAUAUGAGGAUGAUCUUUUUGAAUCGACUCCAUUUAAAAAACAAUGCAAUAUACUUUCAGAUGAUUUUCUAGAAAUAAAUAUAAAUGAAAAUCAGCAUAUUCAAACACCAGUAUUAAUGAAACCUAUUUGUGAACCUGUAUCUGCUAGGAAAACACCAACAUUUAAUACAGGUAUUAGUCCUGGAACUCUCCUAGCUCAAAGAGGUGAUGCAAAGAUCGUUUGGAAAAAAUCUGGUAAAAGUCUAAAAGCAAAGAAUGACAAAGAGAAGGAAGUUAAAAAGAAACCCAGAUCAUUGAAACCACAGAAAGACAUAAAAAAUAUAUUUGCUACUGAGAAACAAGAAUCUGGUGGAGAAUCAGAUGAUGAUGACUAUUUUUCGGAAGAAGAUUGAUCUACUCUAUAGACAGUGAUCAGUUUUGAUUAAAUUUAUUUCUAUUGUGAUCGAAAUGAAAUAUAAACAAUAUUUCAUUUUGAUUUUGUAUAUAUUUAUUAUGUUAAGAAAGAGAGAUGUUAGUUACAUUUUUUUGUUAUUCUGUUGCAUUUUAUAGUUUUUUUAUGACAAAAAUAUUUUUGAAUUAACUCUCAUACAAACACAUACACACAGACUAUUUAUAGAAUAAAUAUGAAUUAAAUAUAAAAAUAAUUCAGAACUAACAAAAACGAUUAUUUUUUUGUAAUUGAAA